UACAUAUUCUCGAAUCGAUGUAGGUAUAUAUAUCACGUAACGCGUAAUAUCCCUCGUCGGAUAAUAUCGGAAAGUGAUCUAAUCGGAUGCAAUCCCUUCGAAAAAGUGUCUUCCUUUAUAAUUUAUUAUACCACUUGUCUGUUUCCCACUUUCUACUUGAACCGUAUAUCACCGUAUACCACGUAUUGUGUCGUUUUGCAUCCCAGGUCUACUCUCCGGAUCGCUCGUGCCGUUUCGUGCGAAUGAAUAAGUCAAGAGCGAAGCGUCCCUCGCAAGACCAUUUCUUCCCCCUUUGCAUAAGUUUCUUACAACUCCUUACCGAUCCUCCUCGAGGAAACAACUAACAAAAAACUCGAAGAAACGAUCAUCAUCAUCAUUGUUCGCUAACUGAACCGCCUUCUUUUUUUUUUUCUUUUUCAAUUGAAAACUAACGCGAGAGAACCAUCCGUUUCUUUAUCUUCGAUGAUUGAAAAUGUAUUCCCAGUUUGUUGGGCGCAACUCCUUAGAACUUAUCCGCCGAUCGAAUAGGGAAUAAAUAAUGAAAUAUUUAUCGAACGUUCAUCAAUUACUAUUCGAUUAUUUGAUAAAGAAGAGUUAGGUUGUAACCCUUCCAGCAAACAUGAUUUCCGCCUGCGCCAACGAUAGAGCGUUUGCUUGCCGUUGGCCAAUUAAAAUCGCCUGUUGCGUAUCAAGGGGUUCCAUAAGGACAACAUUACGGGGUGUUAAAAAGUGGGGGUUGUUAAUUUUUCUUAGAUCUUUCAUUUUGCCGUCGGAUACGCGCCAGGACUUUGUCAUCAAUUUUUGCUCUUCGUUGUUAAAAAAGUUCGAACGUAGGCGCGAAAUUCGCAUUACUCGAUUACUAUUUCCAAUCGAAUUGGUGCCUUACAAUAAUAAUCCAAUUUUCUAUAUUAUUUGAUGAAAAAUUGGUGAGCUUAAAUGCGCGGAUUUCUUGGAAUGCCUGACGUAGAUAAGAGGUACGGAAGGAAGGUCUCCAAAAAACGAUCUUAUCUUUCCAAAUUUCCUCGUAAUUCUUUUUAUUUGACUGGAUUAGGCUCAAAAAGAAAGACCGUACAUGAGCAAUCGAUCGUCGUGGAUUUAACUAAUGACGAUGUUAAACUAACGCGGGAAAAAAGCGAAACGAGUGAAGGUAGUUCAGAAGUUUGCGCUAUGAUAGCUGACAGUUCGAGCAGAUUUAAUCGCGAUAAUAAAAAAAAAAACGGUAUAGCUAGGGCGUUACGUGAUCGAGGACCAUGCGUGAUCCCGGUUCAACCGAAUCAUUGCCUUCCUAUACAUCCAGCACCACCGAUUCCAACUCGAGCUGUACCGAUACCAACAUCUCGAAAAUCUCAAAGUUCACACGCGAUUGAAACUUCGAUUUUAAACACGAUCGAUGUGGAAUCACCCGCAAAAUCGAGGAUUUUCGAAAUAAACGCCGAUUCGGAGGAAGAGCAGAGCGUUUCUUUUAUCUAUGAACGAAAUCGAGAAAAAAAGACUUCCUCGAAAGAGGCAAACUCUUGUCCUAUCAAAAUCCUAGAUCCUGUUAAACGAAAAAUCACUGAUGACAAAUCUAAAGAACGAGGAAAGGAUGCUACGAAGGAUUCGAAGAAAAAAAAAAAAUCCUCCGACGUUAAAUUAAACGAUGGAUUCAACGAAUUAUAUACGAAUGCUACUACGAGUAACAUCGAUAAAGAAAAGAAUAGAGAAGUUUUGGAUGAUACAAAGUGCGCUACGUCGAUCGUGGGAUCGACAACAGAAAUUCAUUUUGGGAAGGAUAAGAUCGUUCCUCCUCUUCGAUUAAAAAAAGUCGUUCGUCAAGAAGAGUUAUUGUCCGUAGGAAAAAAUGGCGAUCGUGGAAAAGCAGAAAUACCCUCGAAAAGAGACAAGGAGGCCAAUUAUAGAAUAGUCACUGGUGCUACCCCUCGUCCAGACUCUCAAUCUAUUCCGACGGCUUAUGAAUAUUGGACCAGAGGUUAUCAUUUCGAUGAUGAUAAUAAUUUUGAUGUCGCAUCGACGAGUUCAAUCCCUCGGAACACAGUACGUCGAUCUUCCCUCAAGAGCGACGAUUACAAAUUAAAAUAUAGACGUAAUAGGCUAAGGCGAAAACUCAAGGAAUUACAGGACAAGGCAUUGGAUCUAUCUCGGGAGAUAGCUAACAAGCCCACCAAUAUUGUUGAUUCUAGUCCGCAACGUAACACAAGGCUCAGACAAAUGAUGAACUGUUACGAGAAACAAAUAGAAAACGUUUCAAAAUUACUUAAUAAAUUGUACAGUGUUAAUCCUCCAUCAAACGAGUUCGUAGAUUUAGAGGAAAAUAAGAAAGAGCAUCGGUGGGACGAUGCAUUCGUUGGAAACUUUUCUCCAAUUUCUUCGCCGGAACCACCAAAACUCUCACCCCGUUCCCCGAUAGAUUAUCCUAAUAAGUCACCGGAUAGUAUUAGAAAUAGUCCACCUGUAUUGCCGAAAGUUUCUAUAAAUAUUUCAUCCAAUUUGGAUAUUCAGGACGAGCAUGAUGCAGAGACCGUACAAUUACCAGACGAAUCGACUUGGAUCGCGUGCGAUAAUAAUACAGCAGAAAUCUCAUCUAUGGCGGAUAGUUUUUGCGAAGACACGACUAAUCAAGAAUGGGAGUCUAAUAAUAAUAAUAUCAUCGAUUUAGGACAUCGAUCGACAACACCGCCAAUUCCUUCCUCAACUUCUAUCGAUCCGUGUUCCUCGGAAAAUGUUGAAAAUAUUGAAAACGGGCAAGUAUUUGUUGAUGGUAUUGAAGAAGUUGUAGAAAAAGAUAAUAUUAAAAUAGUGCACGAGAAAAAGGAGACGAUGAAAGAACUCUCCAAGACAAUAAAGGUCGGAUCGUCGAAUCAUUCGAUUGCCAAAGAAAAAACAGAAAUAAAGGAACAAGAGGCACGCGAUGCUGACAGCGCUAUUAACAUAAAUCUCAUCGAGGGUCCUAUAAUAAGUUCUGUCUCUGGAGGUACCGAGGUUCCAUCGCACGUCAGGUGCGAUCAAGUAAACGCAACCCAGCCAAUGAUGGUACCAAUAACGAAAACGAAAAUUUCAACUUCUGCCGACAUGAUGAACAUUUUACAAUUAGAAUCUAAUUAUUAUGACUCUACGCUCGUAAAGAAAAAUGUCUUGGAAACUAAUCAAAUAGAAGGUUCGAAAAAAACGCAGAAGGUAACGUCGAGUACAACGCAAUCCAGGAAGACCGACAAUGUUUCCGUAGCUCCGACUUUCAACCAAGUAGAAUAUCCUUUUACAGAUCAACAUUGUUCAUCUCAAAGUAGUAAUGAAAAUCGAAUAAUGACCGAACAAUUUCCUACGCUUGGUAAUUGGGUAGCCAAAAUGUCGAAAAAGCAAGUUUCCAAACAGAAAUCUAAAUUACAAACUGUGGGAAAUAAUAUAGGUAUCAUUCCAACGGAAGAAUCUACGCGCACUUCAGGGUUGGAGACGCACAAAGUAUCGUCAAACGACACCAAUAUCACCAAUAGUAACAAUGCGUUAAACCUUACUACUCCACAAUGGAAUACGGAAAGAUGGCAUCGUCAACAACAUCAUCAACAACGUCAGCAACAGCAAUUAUUUCAACACAUGGCUGCUGCCGCAACUCCUCAGUCCCUUCCGUCUACGACGACUCUGAAUUCAGGAAUUUGCACUCCGCACUCGACGACUCAUUUUUAUCCGAGUAACUAUAACAUUGAUCCAUACACCGGAGCAACGUUUAGUUAUCAUUCCGCAUUGUAUCCUGUUUAUGGCGGUUACCCGUAUCAUUCUCGUUUACAUCCGGGAACGCCUUUGACGAGUUACCACCACUUACCUAUGCAGAAUCCUCUUAAUUCGUCCUUACGUCAAUUGUCGCACGUCGACAAGCACUUGACCUCUUUACAGAACGCAAAUCGAAAUUUUACUUCUGAUAUUUUAAAAUACUCCGGAUCGCUUCCCGCCGCCGCAGCUGCUGCUGAAUUUCAGCCAUCAAAUGACUUUGGUUUCGAUCGACUCAGAGCAACAACUUCUACCGAUAAUCACAACGCAGAAGCGAGUUGUCUCUCGCCGUUAUUGCUAGCAUCUUCGGCUUUAUCCUCAGGGACGCAACAAAAUUUACCACGUAUGCCUCUUAACGGAUAUCCAGCUGGCAAUAAUCAAUAUGGACGCAACAGAAUAAUACCGGACGUUGUAGCUGCGGCUGCAGCUGCUGCAGUAGUCGCGGCAGCUUCUAUCGGAAGACAGCGUACUUCUUUAACUCCUUAUAGCAAAUCUGGAAGCACAGCCAUGAAUGCCGCUGUUAUGGAAGUUGAUUCUACCCGAUUAACUUCUAAUACUUCAAAUAAUCGUACUCGAGAACAUCUUUUGUCUCAUCAAGGACAAUCAUCCAUGGACGUUGGAACAAAAGAACCGCAAUGGAACGGCGCCGAAUAUCGUCCUAUACCUAAUUUACUUUUAGACAGAUUACCUUUUGUUAGACCGGAACACGAUUUUCCUACAACAUCUAUGCUUUCUAGUAAUAUUCAAAAUCCACCCGUAUCUAUACCGACGGUUCCUCUUCCGCAAAUGUCCAAAAAAGUUUCUAGAAACGUUGAAAGGGACUGCGAAACUCCGCAUCUCGGUAAAGUAAACAGAAGUCCCGAUACUUUGAGUAAUCUUAAAUGUUCCAAUUGUGGCAUAGCUGGAUCGAUGUUUAAAUGUCUCGGAUGCGAGGUAGCUUUUUACUGCAAUGAAAGAUGUCAAGCUCGACAUUGGAGCGUUCACGUUGAAAAAUGUCCUAAAAAAAUGCCAAAGUUAAAAAAAGUAACAUAAAUUGUAUAUUCAAUAUAUUUCUCCGUAAAUUAUAUUUACCGUGAUCCAUAUGUUUUAUAGUUUGCAAACAGGUCAUCAUAUCGUUACACCAAUUCUUCUUAUGUCUUUCAAAUUUAAAUUAUCUUACAUUAUUUUACUUUAAUUCUUGAUACGGAUAUACAAGAAAUAUUAUUGCAUGUGGUAGGUGUCGUUUUUGUAAAACAAGAUUUUCGAAGUUCUCAAAUUACGCUUUAAACUAUAAAGUAAAAUCUUCUUGUUUGUUCGUUCUUGCAUAUAUGUGCGUAUACACUAAUGUGCACACAUGCACAUUUAUAUGUACCAUUGUUAUGCAUUUUAAAUAAU
Molecule: messenger RNA, 5133 nt
Organism: Polistes canadensis
Lineage: Eukaryota; Metazoa; Arthropoda; Insecta; Hymenoptera; Vespidae
Exons: 7
Coding region: 937-4791 (1284 amino acids)
Source: RefSeq, a predicted model, not a curated record